Messenger RNA from Apis laboriosa (Himalayan honeybee), 1197 nucleotides. Its product is annotated as odorant receptor 4-like. The record is from RefSeq and is a predicted model, not a curated record. The transcript is spliced from 5 exons. Gene Ontology annotation, molecular function: olfactory receptor activity; odorant binding. The coding region runs from base 1 to 1197 and encodes 398 amino acids. Gene Ontology annotation, biological process: sensory perception of smell; detection of chemical stimulus involved in sensory perception of smell. NCBI's taxonomy places the organism in Eukaryota, Metazoa, Arthropoda, Insecta, Hymenoptera, Apidae. Gene Ontology annotation, cellular component: plasma membrane.
AUGUCACGAAUAGGGAACGCGGAAGAUGGCAUGAGACACACCAUAUGGUUCGCGUAUAUGCUUCUGGGAAAGUUAGGCGCAUGGCCGAAUCGCGCCACAUCUUCCUCGUUUUCAAGAACUCGGAAUUACAUUUUAAUUUUUAUGUGUUAUUCGGUGCAAUUAGUUAUAUUGAUACCAGGCAUUCUGCAUUUUUUUUUGAAGGAGAAAGACAGCAGGAAAAAAGUGAAGAUAUUGAUACCGUUGAUAAACGGUUAUCUGCAAUUGUGCAGAUACUCGUUGGUAUUACGAUCGGCGAACAAGUUAUGUUUCUUGUUAAACGAGAUGAAGAAAGAUUGGAUGAACAUCUCGGAAGAGGAGCGAUUGAUAUUUCGUAGCAAAGCGAGUAUCGGGCACAGACUGAUGUCAGUGGUAGCGAUCAUUAUGUACAGUGCAGGUUUGGGUUAUCGAACAUUUAUUCCUCUUUCGAAAGGUAGAAUACUUUUGCCGGAUAAUACGACUAUAAGAUUGCUACCGUGUCCCGGUUAUUACAUAUUUUUUAAUGAACAAAUUACUCCGAAUUACGAGAUAGUUUUCACAUUGCAAGUCAUCGGUGGACUACUUAGCUAUACAAUUAUGUGCGGUACGACCAGUAUGUGCGCCAUGCUUUGCUUGCAUGCGACCAGUUUACUGUGUAUUUUAGUGAAAAAGAUAAACGAGCUUACGAAGCAGUCGAAUGUUAACGAGAGUGCUGUGCAUAUGAAAAUCACGGAUAUUGUUCGUUAUCAGACGAAGAUCAAACAAUUUUUAAAUGAUGUUGAACACAUUACCACGUAUCUUUUUCUGCUCGAGAUCAUUGAUGAAACAGGCAUAGGAUGCGUGAUUGGAUACUGUGCUAUCAGGGAAUGGGAAGAUAGCGAUGCCACAGCUGCGAUAAUCUAUCUUUUGUUAGAAGCAUCUGUAUUCGGUGUCACUUUUACGAUGUGUUACGUUGGUCAAAUUCUCAUUGAUGAAGGCAAUAAUGUAAGAAGAAUGUCCAUCACGAUAAAUUGGUACCGGUUUCCUGCGAAAGAAGCACGGAAUUUAAUAUUAGUGAUUAUUAUGUCAUCUUAUCCAAUAAAACUCACAGCAGGAAAAGUUGUAGAUAUAUCUUUAUCUACUUACACUGACAUCAUAAAGGCAACGAUGGGAUAUCUGAACAUGUUAAAAAAUGUUACCUGA